Pangasianodon hypophthalmus (striped catfish) is the source of this 3896-nucleotide messenger RNA. RefSeq names its product MAF1 homolog, negative regulator of RNA polymerase III a (gene maf1a). The coding region runs from base 643 to 1389 and encodes 248 amino acids. Gene Ontology annotation, molecular function: RNA polymerase III core binding. NCBI's taxonomy places the organism in Eukaryota, Metazoa, Chordata, Actinopteri, Siluriformes, Pangasiidae. Gene Ontology annotation, cellular component: nucleus. Gene Ontology annotation, biological process: negative regulation of transcription by RNA polymerase III. The record is from RefSeq and is a predicted model, not a curated record. The transcript is spliced from 7 exons.
GCCGCUUUUCUCUAUCUUUCAAAUCUACAGGAAGCGAAAACUGCGUCUCGAAAGACAUUGCUAGCUCUGUAGCUAAUAUUACUGACAGAAAUAUAAACAAAGUAGUGUCGCUAUUUAAGAUAACGAUAAGCGAAAGAAAAGGCUUACAUAAGCCUUGCGCCUCUGCUUAAGGUCUGAUUCACUAGCUGGGAUGCCUAAUUUUCCUCGUAAUAUUACCUUUAAUGGGAGGUACUGGAAAUUUCACAGUAAGAAGGAAGACAUAUUUAUCAGAAAUCGAAGUGCAAGACAAACAGCUCUACGACAAACAGCUCUACGUGUGUGUAUACAUUUGCAGUGAUCUACAGACAGCGUGACCCUGUUUUAUUGUCGCCUCGAGCCGCACGAUUUGAAAAAAUACUGUUCUGAUGGAAUCUAACUAGCUAAGAAGCUAACGCUAUUACGGCUCGAGUUUCUGCGUGUGUUUUAGCCGAAAGAUACUGCUGCAGUAAAGUGUAGCUACCAGUUUUAUGUUGGAAACAUUAAACAUAUGGUAUAUGUGCAUUUAGCUACAAUUUGUUUAUGUAGUAAAGUGCUGGUAGAUUACUGGUAGUGAGGCUGAGGGCCCCCGUUUUCGUGAGCUUGUCAAAAUAGAGUAAACAAACAAUGAAGCUUUUGGAAAAUUCGAGUUUUGAGGCCAUUAAUACUCAACUCACCAUAGAAACUGGAGACUGUAAAAUAAUCGGACGGAUUGAAAGUUACUCCUGCAAAAUGGCAGGUGAAGACAAGCAGAUGUUUAAGCAGUUCUGUCAGGAGGGACUGCCUCAUGUGCUGGAAGCUCUGUCUCCUCCUCAGUCAUCCGGAAUCAGCCCUAACAAGCUGAGUCACAGUCAAAGUGGCGAUGAAGGGGAGGGUCCACUUUCUGAUAAGUGCAGCAGGAAGACUCUGUUCUACUUGAUUGCUACUCUCAACGAGUCCUUCAGGCCAGACUAUGACUUCAGCCGCACCCGAGGACAUGACUUCAGUAGAGAGCCCAGUGUCAACUGGGUGUUUAAUGCCGUGAAUAGUAGCUUGUCUGCUGCUGCUGGGGAGGCAUACAGUCGCUUGCAGCCUCAGCUCUGGGAGGCCAUUGACAAUGAGAUCAGUCUGACUGAGUGUGACAUUUACAGCUAUAAUCCAGACCUUGAUUCUGACCCAUAUGGAGAAGAAGGCAACCUGUGGUCCUUCAACUAUUUCUUUUACAAUAAGAGGCUGAAAAGAAUUGUGUUCUUCACAUGCCGCUCUGUUAGUCUUUUUAUGACUCCACGAGACUCAGGCAUUGGAACGGAGCUGGACCUGGACCUGGAUGAAGGCAGCUUUGAGGAGGAGGAGAACAUGGAUGAGGAGAGGUAUCGACCUUUAUGUGCCCAGUGAAGAUGUCAUAAAUCCGCUGCCUUGCUCCUGAAUGCCUCUGAAAAACAUUUACAUGUCUCUUGGAGUCUAAUGUCUUUUCCGUUUUAUUUCAAGUGUUUGUUUUUGCUCUCACUAUGAUAGGAUAAAUGCUUUUAAUAACAGGAACUUAAUGAGAUCCAUACAUUGAUUUUAAUUUUUUAGUGUUUGUGUGUUUCUCAGUAGUUGUUAUUGGACUUGUUUUCCUUUUUGUCACUGACUCCUGAGUAAUUCUGCACACUGACAUAGGAACACUUGAUUUUCCUACAUUGUCAAAAUUCCUGUUGACUUUUUUUUUUUAAUUAAAAAAAAAUUUGCUAUUUACAUUAUAUAAAGUGAAUAGUUGUAUUUUACACAUCACAGUGUGUUGGAUGAAGCACUUUACUCUUUACUCUUAAUACCUUCCAGUCCUUAUUAUGACAACAUUUUCCAGACUUAAUUCAAAUGCUAAUUGGAAAAUGCUAAUGCACACAUCUGUUUGCAGUUGCAUUUUUUGCCUGUGCAUAAUUUAAUACAAACUCAAGUGCAAAACAUAUAUUUAUAAUUGCAAUUUCAUGAACAAUGCACAGUGGGUGCCAAAAUUAAAAUGCAAAUGAAAGGUCCAUUUGACAUUUCAGUUUGUUAAGUGGUAUGAUUCUGUUAUGUUGAAAAAGCUAUACCAAUCCUUACAAUUGCAGUUGCACUGUCUCAUCCAAUCCUGUUUGUGUUUGCAUUUUCACUGUCAACAAGGUAUAUCUAUCUGUCAGAUGCUAUGUCUGGGACUUUUUGGUGUUUUGGAGGAAACCUGUUGUGUUUUAGUUUUGGUAAGUUGGAGCAUGAGGAUGAGUGCAGUUGUGAAUGUAAGGAUUGCUGUAGCUUUAAAUGUGGCAGAAUCAUACUAGUUUAGACAAUGAAAUGUCAAAUGGACUUUACAAUUGCAUUUUAAUUUUGGCAGCCAUUGUACAUUGUUGUUCAUGAAAAUGCACUCGUAAAUGUGUUUUGCAAGUGAAUUUUAAAUUACACACAAAAACAGGGAACAGAACUGCAAAUACACAUUUGAAUUAACAUUUUGUUAGUGUUUGAAUUUGAAUGAAGUCUGGAAUAUGCUGACUUUUUUGUACCACUUUCAAAAAUUCUGUCUUUUGCCACCAGGUGGUGUGUUCUGCCAUGUCAUUGUCACUGACGUCAACCUUUUUUUUUCUUUUUUUGGUUUGUGUUUUUUUCCCCCUAAGCUUUAAGGAGAAUCCCUGUUUGAUCUAUCUAGUUAUCAAUUCUUGGUUGCUGUGAUAUUAAGGGACCAAACAUGUCUUUGGUGUUUUAUAUUUUUCAUGAAAAAAUUCUGUGGCAUAUGCUGGGGUAUCCUGGGUUGGCCACUGAGUGUUUUUUCUUCCCUUCAGUGUAAUCACUUUGGGGUUGGUGGAUUUGGGAAAUGGGUGUUCACUUAAGUGCACAAUCACAUUGAAGGAAGGGCACUUAGACCUGAAGUAGAGCUGGCCAACAUGAAGAUAUAAUAACUCUACUGCAAUAUAUUAACAUCAAGAUACACUUUUAUUAGGUGUAUGGGUAAUGUCAGGUGUAAAUUACAUUUAAACUUGUUUAGCAUUAUUUGUGGCUGGAGCUGAAUUCUUCAGUUUGCGCCAGUUCAUACACAUCUGGAAAACAAAGCUAACAUGAGCGUGUGAUUAUUUGCUUUGCUUAAGUAGGAUACCUGUUGAAUAUGCUACUGUGUCAUUACAUUACUGUUCUACUUUGACAUUAUUGUUUAUCUUUUAGUUUUUUUCCCCCAGAUUUGGUCAGUUUAAAUAACAGAAGCUGAAUAUGCUGUACCCUUUGAUUAAUUUUUUUAGCUGAACUUUAUUAGCAUAAUCCAUGUUGAAAUUCAGUUCAAAUUCAGUGUUCAACUUUUGGCAUAUUGCUUAAUAUGUAGAAUGUCCUCCUAACAAUUUUUCAAGAUACAUAAAGUUGUAAGCAGCUCAGUAUUUUCUGUGUGAUGGCAGCUACUCAAAAAGGCCCUGUGUAAAAUAUGGUGUCUAAAAUACAUAAAAACGCAUUGUUAUGAAUUAUUGGUUUAUUGAUUCCACAUGUUUGAUGAAUAUGCAGUCUUUUUGUUUUUGGCAUUUGUUUUAUAUUGGACAGUGACCCUGCUGUUCCUCAUAGUGCACAGCACUAGUUUGUGGAAGCUUACUCAUACCCAAGUUACAGAGUACAGCGAAUACAGUCACAUGUUAUUGGAUUUUAAAUGUUAUAAAAUACAUUUUUGUUACUCAAAAUAUUUAUUUGUGCAGGGUAUUCAGAAAGCAGCCAACAACCCCAUAGAAAAGAGCUAUGGGAAACAGAAAGAUGUAAUUGAUUUUGUACUUCUGUAUAUUAAAGGAAUAUUUCUUUUGUUAUGGAACAACUUAUUGUUUUUUUUUUUUAAUGUGUAUGGCCCAACUGAGAAGAAGAACAGCUUUGCUGGCCUUGUGUGCUUUGGGCUCUGAAAUGCUAUGUUUAAUAAAUCUCCUAAGCUAUUA